UAGAUCCUUUUUAUUCACAUGGUCGCUUGUCACAAUUGUAAAGGUAGUCGAAGCAUUCAUUGAAGUUGUGUUUCUGUAAUUUAGAUUUUAUAAACUAUGGCACUCGGUCGUUUACUCGUUCUAGCCCUAUUCUCGUGCGUAUUAGCAGAGGAGCCAAAAAUCCAUUUUGUAGAGAAAUUUGAAGACCAGAGUUAUCAGGAUAGAUGGGUAGAAUCUACCUACAAAGGAAGUGAUGCUGGCAAAUUUACUUGGACUGCUGGGAAAUUCUACGGCGAUGCUGAUUUAGACAAAGGUAUUCAAACCAGCCAAGAUGCUAAAUUUUACGGUAUUUCGGCCAAGUUUGAGGAAAGUUUCUCAAACGAAGGCAAGACCUUAGUGAUCCAGUUUCAAGUUAAACAUGAACAGAACAUCGACUGUGGCGGUGGUUACGUUAAGAUUUAUGAUAGCAAAGUAGACCAGAAAAACAUCCAUGGCGAUACUCCAUACCACAUCAUGUUCGGACCGGAUAUCUGUGGACCUGGUACCAAAAAAGUACAUGUCAUUUUCACCUAUAAGGGGAAAAACUUGCUGACGAAGAAAGAUAUU
This is a messenger RNA of Stylophora pistillata, 585 nucleotides long. Its product is annotated as calreticulin. Gene Ontology annotation, biological process: protein folding; ERAD pathway. Gene Ontology annotation, molecular function: calcium ion binding. Gene Ontology annotation, cellular component: endoplasmic reticulum membrane; endoplasmic reticulum. The record is from RefSeq and is a predicted model, not a curated record. Lineage: Eukaryota; Metazoa; Cnidaria; Anthozoa; Scleractinia; Pocilloporidae.